Molecule: messenger RNA, 3573 nt
Organism: Talaromyces rugulosus
Lineage: Eukaryota; Fungi; Ascomycota; Eurotiomycetes; Eurotiales; Trichocomaceae
Exons: 9
Coding region: 1-3573 (1190 amino acids)
Biological process (GO): regulation of DNA-templated transcription; DNA-templated transcription
Molecular function (GO): zinc ion binding; DNA binding; DNA-binding transcription factor activity, RNA polymerase II-specific
Source: RefSeq, a predicted model, not a curated record
AUGGCAUUCUCCGGCAAAGUCGCUCUCAUCACCGGCGGUUCCAAGGGCAUCGGCCGCGCGGCCGCCGAACAGCUCGCUGCACAGGGCGCUCUCAUCGCCAUCAACUACUCAUCCGACUCCAAAUCAGCAGAUGAAGCCAUCGCCGCGCUGGGUGGUCCUGAAAAGGCCCUUGCCAUCAAGGCUGACGCCGGCUCGAUGAGCGACGUCAAGUCCAUGGUCGAACAGACGGUUGCCAAAUUCGGCAAAAUCGACAUUCUAGUGCCAAAUGCUGGGGUGAUGCCGCUGGCAAACUUGGAGUCAUUGACCGAGGAGCUGUUUGAUAAGAUGAAUACGGUUAAUGUCAAGGGGCCUCUAUUUUUGGCCAAGGCUGCUGUUCCACACAUGCCCCCCGGCUCACAUAUUAUCUUCAUCAGCACAUCUCUAUGUCAUUCUAGCACAGUCAUGCCCAUCCAUCUGCCUUAUUGUGCCAACAAGGGCGCCAUUGAGCAAUUUACCCGCAUUCUGUCCAAAGACCUCGCCCCCAAGGGAAUCAUCGUGAAUGCCGUCGCUCCGGGCCCAACCGAGACGGAACUGUUCCUGCGUGGCAAGCCCGACGCUAUGGUUGAGGCAAUUAAGAAGCAGUCUCCCUUUAACCGACUCGGAAAUCCGAGCGAGAUUGCAGAGUCUAUUGUUUAUCUGGCGGGGACGACUCUCGGAUACUCCAGCAUCGAGCUCGAAGGCGAGCCCGAUCUCUUCCCCAUCGACGCAACGCGCGCUUUACUUGCCAAAUACAACAUCAAAUGCUGGGGCGCCGUGACCAUCAUGCAAGGCACACGCGACCUUACGGCCGUCGACCCCAAGCAGCGCCAGGACACGAUCCAAUACAUCAAAGACGUGAUCUCCCUAUCUGCUGCUCUAGACGGCCAGAUUGUCACUAUUGUACCCGCACGCGUGGGCAAAAUCGUGCCAACCUCAUCACCAACCGAGGAGUGGAACUGGGUCGUCGAAGCACUACGCGAAGUUGCCGAGUUUGCAAAAGCUAAGAGCAUUCGCAUCGGCAUCGAGCCGUUGAAUCGAUUCGAAACGUACUUUCUGAAUCGAACCGACCAAGCCUUGGCCCUCGCCGACGCGGUUGGCUACGACUGUGGAAUCGCUUUUGAUCCGUUUCAUCUGGCUCUAGAAGAAAAGGACAUGCUCGAGGCGAUGCGCAGGUGCGGUUCGCGGAUUGUGGAUUUCCAUGCUGCCGAUAAUAACCGGCUUGCUGCGGGCGAUGGGUCCUUCAACUGGCCUGAGAUCAUGACUGUUCUGCGUGAGACUGGCUACACUGGUGCAUUGGCAGUCGAAUGCAUGCCGCCCAUUGACCGUUCGCCCGUGGGACAAUUUUCGCGUAAUCAAGUUGAGGCUGAUACCAAGAAUGUUGAUGUCGCGCCAGAUCGCCUGCAGUUCAUCAUCGAUCAUGGGUCGGCUCUGCUGUCUGAUGAGCGCCAAUGGCUUCAACUAGCAGACUUAGGCUGUGACAAUGCACAGCCAAAAUGUGAGAAUUGUAAAUGUCAGGGCAAGAACUGUACCUAUUCCGAGCGCGCGAAGAAAAUCAGACCAACAAAUACACAAAUCCGACGUCUAGAAGAUGAAAACACUCAGCUCCGUCGGUCUCUGGCAAGAUUUCGAUCGCAAGCAAAUUCGCAGCGAGUGCCCGACGUGCAGAAUGACCGGCAGCAUGACAGCACCGACAUCGAGAUGAAUUCAUCGAGCCAGUUUCCACACCAGGAAGCAUCGAACUCAUUGUCAUCCCCAUCAUCAUCGUCAUCUUCAUCACACAAAGAUCCGGGUUUCUCCACAGGUGACCGCGAAGUCCAAUUCCAUGGCCCGUCGAGUGCCAUGUUUGACGAAUCGCAGCAGCAGACAAACACAGUCACUUCUAGUAUAACUGCCGAUCCUCUACACAAGUAUCAGCUAUUGGGGUCGUCCAUGAAACAGCGCCAAAUGGAGCAAAUCGACCUUGCCGCUGGGAGGCUCGAUUUUGACGGCGUCGAUCCGGAAGCAGGGAUGCAUCUCUUGUCAGUUUUCUGGAAUAGACAGCAUGCAACCGGGUCAGUCGUAUACCGACCAGUGUUUAUGCGCGACAUGGCCUGCCAGGGGCCGUACUUUUCCAAACUGCUUUUGAAUGCGAUUUUUUUCGCAGCAUCCAAGAAUUCACACAGAGCAGAACACCGAUGCGAAGUCACCGAUGCCCCGGCAAUAAUAUCACCCUUUAGACGAAAGGCCGAGAAGAUGCUGUAUGAUCACGGCUCGGACAAUCCCAUGAAAAGCGAUAUUCCGACAAUUCAAGCUUUACUGAUCAUGUCGGACGCGCUGUUCACAUGGUGUGAUGAACGCAGUCUUUCCUGGCUGUAUUCAGGCCUUGCGAUGAACAUGAUCACUGAGUUGGGUCUUCAUGUGGACAGUCGGACUCCCUAUUCGGCAAAGCAAAAUCUUUCCACGGAAGAUAUAGAGGUUCGCCGCAGGCUGUUCUGGGCUGCAUUUGUUUCCGAUAAAGUCCAAUCAAUCUACCAGGGUCGGCCUGUACGUCUCCGCGAAGUGGAUGUCAACGUGCCAAUUUGCUUCUUAGACGACUAUGAAGAGCUCGAACAGUUUAGUCCGGUCUCUUACUCGCAAUCAGAAAUUUCACCCAGUCGCCCAACGCACAGUGUUUCUAUUUUCGAGCAGCUGUGCGGUCUUAGCGUCAUCAUGGAUAAGAUUAUAUCGAACAUCUACACAGAAAAGUCCGGCUCAAGAGACGCAAAGCAUCUGUUUGGCGUGUCGCAGUCGCUUCAUGGCGAACUUAAGCGCUGGCGAAGCGAGUUGCCGGAACAUCUCGCUAGCAAAUCGAAUGGAACCACCCAGUCGCUCACCCCUCAGAUGCUCUCACUGAUGUCCAUGUUCCACUCUCUGAUCAUAUUAUUGCAUCGUCCAUUCGUCUCUGACGGCCAUAUCCGUGCUACAUCAGCCUCGGUCGUUCGCGACUCAGUUGCAACGUGUGCAACAGCAGCCUCAGAAAUUGACGCUAUACUGCGAGUCUACCAGCAGGACUAUUGCAUCAAUGCCGUUCCGUAUUUCAUGUCCUAUGCCACAUAUGUCAGUGCUACCAUUCACGUCCGCAUUGCAGCGCAGAGCGGACCUGGCUCGGAGGCCUAUCGUUCCCUGCAACACUGCCUCGAUAUCUUGUCUCGGCAUUCAAAUGUGUGUCGUGCACCUCGGAGAGCGAGGCAGAUUCUGCUUGGUUUGGCGCGGCGUUUGCAUGUUGAUGUUAAUGAUAGCACUGACUUAUCUGCGACCUAUGCAACCGGGAACAUUCCGAACUCGUUGAUGCUUGGAGAAGACUCUUAUGCUGUUGAUAGUGCAUUCGAUGUUAUGAAUUCCGAUAUUGAUAUUGACGCCAUUAUUCAGAGUUUUAAUGUUGAGCAAUCGGGGAUGGUCAACACGAUUCCUGGCGACAGUGGUAUGAACAAUGAGCCAGUGCUGCCGGCGCAGGAUUAUUCUUCCGAGACGUGGCCGUUUUACGUCCCGUUGUUUGGCUAUGGUUCUUUGGAUCCGAAUGCAUUUGAUUUGCAGUAG